Molecule: messenger RNA, 3775 nt
Organism: Paramuricea clavata
Lineage: Eukaryota; Metazoa; Cnidaria; Anthozoa; Malacalcyonacea; Plexauridae
Source: the annotation of a GenBank genome assembly
AUGGAAUUCAGAAAAGCACUAUUUGUUCUGCUACUACUAUGCGCAACAAUUCUUGGCGAAAAUCGAACAAUGGAAAAUGAUUCCAAUUCGGAAAAGAGAACAAAAGGUAUAUGAACUACAAGACGUAAAUUUAAAUGGUUACAUAUAUUAAUAAAUAGUUCUAGAAUCAUCAUCGGACCAACAAGAUAAGCUAGAAGUUGGUAUGUAAAUUAAUUAUUAUUUUACAAACAGUUAUAAGUAAAUAUAAAUUUUGCGAUGUUGUAGAUUCUUGAAGCUCAAUCAAUAACAAUGUCUUGCAUAACAGAAAAAAGAUAAUUAACAACUAUUUGAGCUUAUCAAUAUUGUCGUAUGGGUACUAAGCAGCUAUUAUAGGUUUAAUUUUUGAAGCUUUCAAAUCAUUAUGAAUAAUGUCUCGAUUCUUCUGCAUAAAAGUGUUUUAUUAUUUUCUAUUUAAAUUAAUAAGGAUUAUUAUACUUGAUUGUAAGAAAGUGUUAGAAAUUAUAAUAAUUUCAGGGAAAUUGCAGGACUUAAUUCUAACAAUAAUUAUUGCUUCAGCGAGCACGAUGUUUAUGGCUGUGACAAACUAGUGCUAGUAAUAAUAAAGGCCAACCUGCCUGAACCAGCAAAAUAUCAAACAAACUUAUAUACACAGAGAUUUUAAUUAAAUCAUCAAACAGAAAUCAUUCGAUCCGUUUUCUUUUGAUCAUGACCUGGCCUAGACCCAUGGCGGAUCUAGAACUAGACCUAGUCAGACCGAUUGCGCGAGUAUAUGAUGUAAACAUUGUGCGGAUACUGUAAUUAAAUCAAAUUCAAAUUGUGGUUUAGUUAGCAAGUUUCAUACAGCGGAAAGGCUUUAAUAACGUCUCGGAAUAGCGAUCUUCCGCGUAAGUCGAUCUGCAGUUAGAUAUCAGCCAUGUGAUUGACCUUUUUGAUCGCUCUGCUGGAUUUCUGAUCGAUUUGGCUCGUUUUCAAGUUUUUUUUUUUUCUAAUUGGCAAAAUAUCUAAAUUCGCUUUGGCAAAUAUCUAAAUUCUCUUUUUUUGUCCACCUAGUAUAAUACUAGCUGUUUUAGGAAUAUUUCAUUAAAGCAUAAAACAACGGCAACAUGUUUUAUCGAUCAUGAACAAUUCGCAGCUUGAGGAAUGCAUCCGCCCUUUCAGAGGCCGCGGAAGCACCUCAAAAGUGGGCUGGAGGGCACAGACAAGAAAGGGCGAUUGAGCCAGCAAAUAUUGUAAAUAUGUUAGAUGUGUCCUUAGAAGGUCCAUGCAGAGAUUUGGAGGCAUCCAAUAUACAGCCUCGGAUGUUGCAUGUAUUCUCUAAUAGCUCUGCGUCCGAAACUGAACAUGAACACAUUAAUCACAAAUUUAUUUAAAUUUUUUUAUUAAUUAAUGCAAUUUCAUUGAAAAUUUCCAAAAACUAACUCUAUGAUGUUUUUGGUAACAAAGAAAUUUUUAUACCAAGAUUUACUCUGCGAGAUAAACAUAUUCUUACUAUUAAUUCUAUUUUAUUAGCAUAUUUUUGUGGUCGUUUAGAUAUACUGUAAUUGGUUAAUUAUGUUUCCGUAAUCCGCUUUAUUAUGUUUAGAGUUUUAAAUCGAUGUUGUAUUCGUUCAUAUUAUCAUUAUAUAUAAAGAUUUUAUUGAUUUUAUUAAUAAUGUUUUGAUUCGACAGAACCGAUAAUAUGAAGAAAAUUUUAUACUGCAUGAUCUGGUGUGAAGCUGUGUUUUUGUAACUUGGCAAAGUUCUUUGUCACUUAUAUUGGAAUUUCCUCUCAUGCACUCUAUAUAGACAUAGCAUUUUAAGCGAUCAUAUCGCGAUUUUCAAAUGCCUUUUUAAAUCUAAGAAUGAUGCUCCGUUAAUUAGCCGGUCUAUUCAUUGUUGGCAUCAAUAUUUUAAUUAAAACCAUUGAUUUGUCAUUUUCAACAAUGCAGUAACAGUGCAGUAACAGUAAAGAGGUCUAAAAGGUUGUUAUGAAUUUGUUAGAACAUUUCCUAAGAAUAUUAUAAAUUAUACACAUAUUAUAUAUUAUAAUUCUACUCUUUUCUUCCAGCGUCCGAAAACUGAAUGCCUUAAAAUAUGUACAAAAUCUCUGUAAAUAUUAAAUAUUAACAUUUCUAAUGUCAGCCAGAUUAGCAAUUAAAAAUAAUCCAUAACCAUAGGCCUACUUAUGUAAUACACUGGAAAAUGCAUAGAUGUAGCAACCCUUGCCUUGCUGUCAAAACAAUUAUAUUUUUCGAACUUGGAGUAUUUAAAGUAGUUGUCAUGGUUGCACGAUAAUUUUAUUAAAAUUAAGAACAUUUUCACAAUUGAAAAUUCGCCUAAAAAUAUCACUUUUAAUUACAAAAUUGUCAAUUUCCUAAACAUAUAAAUGAAGAUAUGUUAUUAUACGUGAUAUAAGCUUCCCAAAACGUUUUAAAAUGUUCUUGAUAAAACUAAACUAAAUUUAACCUUUAUCGAUAAUCUUUGAGUUUGAUAUAAAAUGAUUUAAAACUCUCGCAUGCGAAUAGCUUUGCUUUCUUUUUUAUUUGACAAUUGUAAUAUAAUAGAAAAGGGUAAUUAAUAAAGAUACGUUGAAAUUAUAUGCUGUCCUUUUCAUUAUAUAUGCAACGAUCAGCUUUUGAAGCAAUUAUAAAGUAAACAUUUUACAAUGCAUCAAUAUUUAAAACAAACUUACCUUCAUUGACGUGCGCGCCUUCGCUGAGUUUAUUGCCCUCUUUUAACAAUUCUUUCGCCUUUUUUUUCAAAAAGCUUUUGUCAUUUACAAAAUCUUGCAAAAAUGAACUUUAUUUGCAAGAAAUCAAGAAAUUCUCGCUAUUUCGCUGUCGUCGUGCAGUUCUUAAAAUGCAAAUUUUAAAUUGGGCCAAUCAGUGUUCGCUAUUCAUCAUGACAGUCCGCUAAAUUUUGGGAUCAGUGAGGAUAAGUACCCACGCACAGUAACCCCCGCCCGUGAUCAAUGAUGAACUUUAUACUUCGCUAAUGCUUUCCUUUCGCUGCAUGUAAAUAGAUGGGCGGAAUUAGCACCCUCGCCCCAGGCUUAUGCGCUGAACGGCCCUCCGCGCCAUUUGGUCGGGAAAUAGAGUUUUGUAUAUAUAUCCAUGUGUUCAUGUAAAGAACGACGGCCGAUCGACGCGGCGUCCCUACAUAGUGUUAUACUUUCGCCCUGUGUAUUUCGCACUUUAACUAUACGUUAAAGUCGGUCAAUAGCGGACGGCGGCAUCUCCUUUGAUAAAACGGUGCGUGGGUAACACCGCGAGUCACGCCUGAGUUACACUCGGUGCGGCAUCCUUGUAUGGUGGGUUAUCUCCAUCUAUACGAGGUUGAGAGGGGGAAUUAUCUACCAAUAUUUCGGAGGCAACGAACGUGUCCUAUAAAAAAUAGUAUAAAACAGUAACUAUAACUAGCUGCAUUGCCUUGCUAAUCAUGAUAUUUUUUAUUUUCAGGUUCAGCCUCUUGUCAAGCCACAGGUGACCCCCAUUACCGUACUUUUGACGAAAAAAGAUACAACUUUAUGGGAAUGUGUGAAUAUGUGCUGUCGAAAGACUUGGAGAACAGUUUCCAGGUGCUCGCAAAGAACGAACGCUGCAACCGACGUUAUAACUGUGUUGCCUCUGUGACUGUGUUAGUAAAGGGGCUGAAGCUGAAAAUAUCCAGAGGUGGUCGUUUUACAGUUUUUGGAUUUCCAAAGAAGCUACCCUACAUCAAACAAGGUAAGAAUGAUCCACAUAGUGAUACUAUAACGACAAGUGUUGCUAUUGCGCAGUGUAAUGAACUGGUGUAG